AUAUAAACCGCGUCGACGCCAACACAGCCAGUUUCUGUUACGACACAAACGCACCAAGACUUUUCUGAAGACAGUUCUACCAGCAGACCGGCGAUAGCCAAUCAAUGGAUACGUUAAAUAUAAAACCGUUAAGUAAGGAUUAUGAGCGGUCUCAGGGGGCAGUGGGCGAGACCGCUCGGGAGGUCCAGGCAGCUCCCCUGGACAUCCCCUCCACCUCAAGCGAGGAGCGCGCCAUCCGCCGCGUCAUGGGCCGCUGGGGAGCCGAGUGGUUGAGCUGACUCGGCUCCGAGACCCAGAAACCGGUCGGCAUCCAAUGGCCGGCCACCCACCCCCUGCCGCCGCCGCGUUGGGGGGCGCCGCGCCCGGCCCUGAGCCUGUCCUUGCACCAGUACGAGGAGCUGGUCGCCAAGGCCGAGGCGCUGCUGAGCCGACUCGUCAUCGCGGAGAACUACGACUCCGUUAACAACUUCAUGACCCUCUACGACGCGUACAUGGCCUCGCCGGACCAGUCCCUGGAGGAGUUCUUCCCGAAGUACAACCCGCCCAUCAGGGCCCACAAGCAUACGUGCGUGGGUCUCGGCAUGGAGGUGAUGAAGCGCCUGAAGGUCCUAGAGAACGAUUUUCCUGGAAUCACCAAGUCCAUGAUGUUAGUCUCGUGCGACGAGAACAUCCAAGAUCUGCUGGACUACACCACGUCGUUCCCCGGGCCCCAGGGCUUCCUGAUCGAGACGGAGAAGGACCACGUCAUGUUGGCCAUCCAAGUGAAGGUGGCCGGCAGACCGGGUGUGUUCCUGUCGGACUUGGGCUACCACAUCUCCCGAGUCGUCACCGUCAUGGCUGACCGUUGUUACCCACAUACCGGCUGGUUCACCCAAUCGGACGAACCGCACUGCCGCAAGGAAUACAACUACCAGUUCAACAUCCACAACAGCAGCUACGUCGAGUGGCACGAGAGAGAGACGAGAGGAGAGACGGUGAAGGAGCGGUUGUCGCUGGUGUACGUCGCGCGACCAUACCUCACCGCGGUCAGCGUUACUGAGAAGAGAAACCUGGUCUGGGACUUAAGGAGUCUUCUGGCCAGGAACGCUAAAGGCCACCUCACAGCGGGUAUUUACUUCCCGCUGAAACUGAAAGACCAGCAGUUCACCAUGUUCCUUGAUGGUACCAACGGAAAGACAAGGAAGAAGUUGAAGUUUGAAACCUUCUUAGAAUUACAAAAGAUCCCAGAUGAAGUAGUAGACGAAGUGGAGCAGUGCAAUGACCAACUGCAUUUGAGAGAUGGAGAACUCCUCUCUAUCCUGAAGAAGUUGGCAACCAUCAUGGCCGACGAGGAGUACAUGUCUGAACUCCAAGAUGUCAACCAGAAGAUCGUUGAACUCUCUGCUGGGAACUAAACCGGGCGAGGUUAUCUGCCAUUAGGACUAGCAUCAUCCCAUCUUUGAAAUUACUGGAGCCUUUCUUGAAAAGAAAGUUCCUAUUUUGACUAUAAUAUUAUGUAUUUUGACAAAUCCAUUUAUUCAUAUACUGUAUACAUAAGAUUUUUGACAUAUUUAUAUACUUGCAUGUUGGGAUAAAGUAGUAGAUGUAGUUUGAUAUUUGUAAUAUCAUUUCUCUGACGAGUAUCGGCUCAGGCAAUAGGGGAAUAAAAAUUUAAAAAAUA
Messenger RNA from Aricia agestis (brown argus), 1660 nucleotides. RefSeq lists its product as uncharacterized. Bases 471 to 1394 code for a protein of 307 amino acids. Lineage: Eukaryota; Metazoa; Arthropoda; Insecta; Lepidoptera; Lycaenidae. The record is from RefSeq and is a predicted model, not a curated record. The transcript is spliced from 5 exons.